ACUCACUCACUCAUUCGGCGUUGUGCGUGAAUCAAGACGUGAUACUUUUAUCCGGCUGUUCAGUACCAAUCUCUUGUUUCAGUCUGUUAAAUUGCCAAAUAUAGGUUACAUAUAUGUCUCAGUCGAGAGAAGAUGUCUUCAUACCAGAUACACUGCCAGAAUUUCUGAAGCAGUACACAAAAGAUGUGAUCCGAACUCAACCUGAAGAUCUUCUUCAAUGGUCUCAUAAGUACUUCACUGCUCUGGUAAAGGGGCAGCCUCUACCGGUAGGCCAGCCAUCUGAUCGCCAUUUGUUACAAGCCGUAAGGAAUCUCACUCCAGAAAUUUUGAGAGGACUACAUUCCCAGUUCCACAAGCAAAGAAUGGUCAGCCAGAAGGACAUCAUGUCGGCGUGGAAGUCCCUGAACCUGGCUGAGAACUGCCUCAGUGAGGCCUUCACGCUGGGCCGCUUCGGGGAGCCGGUAGAGUGGAUGAAGUUCUUCACUCUCUGCUGCAACCAUCUGGGAGGGAAUAUCAGACAAGCACUGGUCCAGGCCUGCUACAUCCUGAACUCGGACCCUCAGUGCCAGCCACCCGAUGCUUGUGUUCCAUUCAGCAUGUUCAAGUGCCUGUAUUUCUACCUGGUACAUGUGACUGGCAAACUCACUCGAAAACAGGCGGAGGAGACACUGACAGUCCUCCAGCAGCAAACGCAUAAUGGGGUGGUGAAGGUAUCAGACUUCAUCAAUGACUAUAAACUCAUCCUGGAUCCAACCCAGUGAUCUCCUCCGAGAUCUCUUCCAAUAAUACAAGUUUUUUUCUGUAAUAAACCUGA
Alosa alosa (allis shad) is the source of this 814-nucleotide messenger RNA. Its product is annotated as ropporin-1-like. NCBI's taxonomy places the organism in Eukaryota, Metazoa, Chordata, Actinopteri, Clupeiformes, Clupeidae. The coding region runs from base 114 to 761 and encodes 215 amino acids. The transcript is spliced from 5 exons. The record is from RefSeq and is a predicted model, not a curated record.